AUGAGCUCUUUUUUGGAUACGCCUGGUAGCCCUACUAACAAGAGGGAAAGAGCAAAUAGAGAUGCCCAAUUUAAAUUUUUGAGCCAACGAAUUACCAGAGUGGAAAAACAUCUGGCCAUAAUUAACCAGAGAUUCCAAGUGUUAGCCACCAAGACGGGCAGACUGAAAUUGCGAUCAGAACUUGUUGCAAAAGCUGUUAAUGACUAUGCUGAUGAAGAAUCCAUUUCUAUUAAGAACGGCUUACGAGGAUUUGUAGAUUGCUUUCUUGCCUUGCAAAGCCAUAUGCAAGCUCAUGCUGAUCACAUUGAAAAUAAAGUUAUAGAGCCAUUUUCUCGAUAUAGUCACACAUGCAGACAUAUGAAGGAGGAUUUGAAAAAUGGUUUCACAGCUCGCGAUAAACUCCUUGCUAAAGAAAAACAAUUGGAAAGAAUUAAAGGAAAAGAGCCAGCUAAUAAAAGCAAAAUUCUGGAAAGUGAUACUAGCAAAAUUAGAGACGAUGCUGAAAAGCAGACUAAAUCUCUCGAAGAAGAAAUGGAUAAUUUUGAGAAGGAGAAGAUUCGGGAUAUUAAGAUUGUCUUUGGCAACUAUAUACACGGUGCUAUGCAUUAUCAUGCGAAAGCGCUCGAAGUUCUUACGUUAGCAGAUCAAUACAUUGCCAAUAUUAAUGAGGAAGAAGAUUUGGAGGAAUUCCGAAAUAUGAUACAGGCCAACAGUCUCAGUCCAAGACUGGAUAUCACGAAGGCACACUCCACUACGUCGUUAAAUGCAACAGAGACUCAAGGUCGAAUUGAGGAUGACGACGAUGAGGAUGAUGAGGAUUAA
This is a messenger RNA of Trichoplax adhaerens, 822 nucleotides long. RefSeq lists its product as uncharacterized. Gene Ontology annotation, cellular component: ciliary transition zone; ciliary basal body. The coding region runs from base 1 to 822 and encodes 273 amino acids. NCBI's taxonomy places the organism in Eukaryota, Metazoa, Placozoa, Uniplacotomia, Trichoplacea, Trichoplacidae. Gene Ontology annotation, biological process: cilium assembly. The record is from RefSeq and is a predicted model, not a curated record. The transcript has 7 exons.